This is a messenger RNA of Vespa crabro (European hornet), 2478 nucleotides long. It is a transcript of the gene Cog2, whose product is annotated as conserved oligomeric Golgi complex subunit 2-like. The record is from RefSeq and is a predicted model, not a curated record. Gene Ontology annotation, cellular component: membrane; COG complex. Gene Ontology annotation, biological process: protein transport; Golgi organization; intra-Golgi vesicle-mediated transport. The coding region runs from base 286 to 2388 and encodes 700 amino acids. Lineage: Eukaryota; Metazoa; Arthropoda; Insecta; Hymenoptera; Vespidae. The transcript is spliced from 11 exons.
GAAAUACAAAUAAAUAGUUAUUAACAAUAAGUAGACAAAAUGGUUGCUGCUAGAUUAGUAUCAUAUAGAUUAAAAAUUAAUGAUAAUUAUAGUUGAUUAUAGUGAAUAGAACACGAAAGAAUAGUUAAAGGUUAAUCCAUAGAUCUUAAUAAAGUUAUAAAUACGUUCGAUCGUACGGAGUCCACUUGAUUUAAGGUUAUGUUAAUCACAGAUCAUUGGAUUUAAUAAGAUUACUUAUGCGUAAUCGUAAAUUUAUAUCAGCAUUUAUAUCUAUGAGAAUAAAUCAUGUCUGAUGAUAAAACAAGUUUGCCAGUAGCUCCAAAGGAUUUAUGUUUCUUCGAGCAUGAAUUUAUUCAGAGUAAUUUUAAUGUGGAUACUUUUCUUCAUAAUCAUCGAAAAAUCGUGAAACUUGAAACUAUGAGAGAUGAUUUAGGCAUAUAUUUAAAGUUAUUAAGAUCUGCUAUGAUCGACUUAAUUAAUAGAGAUUAUACAGACUUUGUUAAUCUUUCAAGUAAUCUCAUUGGUCUUGACAAAGCAAUUAGUAGCUUGGAAAUGCCACUUAGUCAACUUAGAGAAGAAGUUAUGCAAAUUCAGCAAACAUUAAAUGAAGAAAUAAUCAUUCUAUCCAAUAAUUUAAAUGACGAUAGCCAAAUAAAAUUACAGAAACAAAGCUUACACAGCUUGCAAUGUGUUUAUAAAUGUUUAAGAAAAUUGUCUUCAAUGCUAUCGAUGGAUAAUUAUAUGGAAAGUUUUACAAAAAUUGAUGUUUUAGAACAAGCUACAGCAGAACUGAAUCAUUUGAAAUUUAAUGCAUCCAGAUGCAGAUCAGAUAUCUCUAUAGAUCAGCAGACAGAAAGCAAGAAAUUAGAAGAUCUCUUAAUAACGCAUCUGAAUGAGUUAUUUUUAGUUUGUAUACAUGAAAAAGAUUCUAAUUUAUUAAUUCGUUGUUUGAGAAUAUAUAUUAUGCUUGAUAAUGUUACAACUGCAGAAUUAGUAGUAAGAAGAGACGUUAUUAGUCCAAUUAUAAAUAAUAUACUUCAAGACGAAGAUUCACAAACUGAAUUUAAUAAUCUUCAAAGUAUUUACAAUAGAUUAUUAAAUAUUUUAAGCGGAGAACUCAAACAACUUUUAGACAUCACAUUAUACUCCAAUAGGAUACAAGUAAAGGGUUUUAAUUUCUUGGUAAAUAGUUUUUGGAUUGAAAUAGAAGAAAAAAUUGAUCAGCAAUUGAAAUAUAUUUUUGCACCUGGAAAUCCUGAAUUGUUCCAUAAAAGAUAUACAGAAACAAUGUGGUUUCGAAAAAAGCUGGAAGAAUUCUAUGAUGUACCUGCUCAUAUAAGCAUAUUGAAAGAUCAUCUACAAUAUAAAAAUUUUCUUAAGAAAUGGAAUCUACCAGUUUAUUUCCAAAUUCGUUUUCAAGAAAUAGCCGGUACAGUCGAAACAGCAUUUAAAGAGUCUAUUUCACCUGAAUUGAUUAAAGGAUCUGCAAAUAUUCUAAUGCUAGAAGAAUUUUCUCUUUACACAACGUCUAUCGUCUGGAAUUGUUUGUACAAGAUAUGGUCUGAAAAUAUAUAUCUAUCUCAACUUUUUCAAGAAUUUUGGAAAUUGACUCUGCAAGUAUGUUCAAGAUAUCAAACAUGGGCUUGCACAGCAAUAAGACAAAAGUGGCAAGAAAGUAAUAAGCCUGAAAGUAUAGCAAAUAGUAAUCGUUAUACUAAAUUGGAUUUCUUGAUAUAUUUGUAUUGUGAUGUAGAAAAAUUUGUGAAUGGAUUACCAAAUCUCCUACGGAUAGUGCAGUUAAAAAAUCCAAAUCAAAAUCCUGCUACAUUUAAAUUAUUAGAAGAUUGUUUGACUGAAACAUCUAAAACAAUUACAAUGAUUUUACAACUUACUACAGAAGAAAUUGUAAAUGAACUUAUAAUGCAUUGUGUGAUAUACUUGAAACAAGUCAGUGACAUUCCAAGAUUAUAUAGACGGACGAAUAGAGAAGUACCUACUAAACCUUGUGCAUAUGUUAAAAAUGCAUUAAGUUUUCUGACUAAUUUUCGUACUAAUUAUAAUGACUUUGUACCAACGAAUGUUACCAUAUGGUUGCAAUUAGCACUGUCUUUGUUAACAGAAUGUUAUUUAACGUCUGUAACAGAUGUAUUGACAUCUGUUCAAAAAACUGAAGAGAGUUUAAGAAGAUUGAAAAAAAUACGUGAUAAAUCGACAGGAGUGCUUACAUCAGAUGCUCAAGGAAUUAGCGAUGAUGAAAAAAUUCGUAUUCAAUUACAAAUUGAUGUAAAUGCAUACAGUGCAAUGAUUACUGAACUCGAUGUACCAGUUUCAGAUAUAUCUCAUUUACAAGAAUUAUCGCAAGCUGUUGAAGCAGCUCUAAAAAAAUAAUAUUUUAGAACUAUUCAUCACCUCUUGCUUGACUUAUGUGACUUUAGCGACGGGUGUAGGAAGAAAAAAAAUAAAAUCAUAUUAAGAGAA